Thunnus maccoyii (southern bluefin tuna) is the source of this 6859-nucleotide messenger RNA. It is a transcript of the gene mypn, whose product is annotated as myopalladin. Bases 232 to 5700 code for a protein of 1822 amino acids. The record is from RefSeq and is a predicted model, not a curated record. NCBI's taxonomy places the organism in Eukaryota, Metazoa, Chordata, Actinopteri, Scombriformes, Scombridae. The transcript is spliced from 22 exons.
UGUGCAAGGAAACCGGGAAGGCUGGACAGCUGCCUGUGUCCAAGAUUUCCCCAGGUGGCAGCAACCGGAUGACCAGAAUCUCCCUGUUUGAGCACAGGUGCAUUCUGAGGAUUUAUCAGUCCUUUCACAGGGGCCAGCAGGGUUUAUUCUGAAGACAGCUACUGGUUCCAGUUACUUUCUGUCCAGCAUGAAAAUCAACUUUUAGAGAUCCUGAGACAUUCAUGAAAAAGCAUGCAAGAGAACAACAUUGACCAGUCACCAUCACUCUCUCAGCUCUUAAGGGAGAGCUACCUUGCAGAGGCCAGAGCCCAGCAGCGCCACAGCGAGAUGAGCCGCUCAGAUGCUUCUUCUGCACGCCUUCAGAUCUAUGGGUCACUCAAAGGAAAGGCUGAGGACUCUGGGGGCCACAACGACCCCCAGUCACCAGACCUGUCAGCCUUCCUCAGCCAAGAGGAGCUGGAUAAGAGUGUCAACCUGGCCCGACAGGCCAUCGGACAUGAGUCACGUGAGGAGAGGGCAGAGGUCAAGGCCUCUGUCACACCAUCAGCCGCCUCUAACAUCUCCUCAGCUUCUUCCUCUACACCCCCUUCUGUUCCCUUCACUAACCUCUCUCCUGCUCCCUUUGCCGAACCCUCCACCGUGCCCUUCACACAGCCAGCCCCUGAAUUCAAAGAACUGCCAGCAACACACACAACAUUCACAGCAGAGAGAAAGAUGCACAAGGCCUCCACACAGCAGGACAACAUGGUAAGGAGCAGCAGGGACUCCAGUGAAGGAUUCAAUGACUUGAACAGGUCAGCAAGGAAUGCCCCAUACGGUCCGGAGACCCAGUCCAAGAAGGAGUUCCUCAACAAGGCAGCAGACUUCAUUGAGGAGCUCUCCUCUCUCUUCAAGGCCAACAGCUCCAAACGGGUACGACCAAGGGCAUGCAAAGCCCACAGGAGCAGGGUCCAGAACAAGAGCCAGAACGACGGGGCAGUUUAUCCCCUCAGCUCAGACAACAGAGAGCGCUGUGUCAUGGCCACGGAGGCGGAGAAGGAGGGACCCAGCCCUGCUGUUAGCCACCAACCAGAGGUCCAGCUGGACUCUGGGACUGAGCAUGUGGAGUUUCAGGACUGCAGGAUUACUGAGGAGCUGCAGCACAACUCAGUUUGCCAGGAGGCAGAGGAGGCUGGAAGCUGUGCCCUGACAGAAACUCCCUCCUACCCAGCAGAGCCUGUGUGCGAGCCUCCCCAUUUCAUCCAGAAACUGAAAAGCAGGGAGGUUCCUGAGGGCAGCAAGGUCCAGUUAGACUGCAUUGUAAGAGGACUCCCAGUACCUGAAGUCCGGUGGUUUUGUGAGGGCAAGGAGUUGGAGAACAGCCCUGACAUUCAGAUCAUCACCAACGGUGAGCUGCACUCUCUGAUCAUUGCUGAGGCAUUUGAGGAAGAUACCGGACGUUACUCCUGCUUUGCAUCUAAUUUCUAUGGCACAGACUCCACAUCAGCUGAGAUCUACGUUGAAGGUGCGUCCUCUACAGAUUCUGAGGGGGAACAGCACUUUGAACAUGUAGUCCAGCUGCAGAGAAAACAACCAAACUCAGCUCCAUCUUUACCUCCAUCAAGCCAAACUCUUCCUGAAGAAGCUGAAGACUCUCUGUCACCUCAACCUACAGCAGCCACUGAAGAACCAGCAGAGGAACUUUCCUCUCUGCCAACUAGCCAAAUAGUCCAAGAACCUCUUCUACCAGUCCAGACAACAACCACUGUACUUCCAGUCCCAGAGAUUUCUAAAGUAUCUCUAGCAUCCACAGCUCACCCUGCUCAGGAGGAGACAGCAGCGUUACCUGUGCAGGUCUUCCCUGUUUCACCGCCAAGCGAUACAGAAGCCCAGGAGGUGUCAACAUCCACCACAGUCACAUCCACACCACAGCCAGUGCAGACAGCUACGUCACUGCCUUUAAACUCAGUGAUCUCGACUGUGUUGCCUGUCCAGGCAGCUCCAACACAAACACCCCAACCUGAGAUUCAAACCUCUAACCCAAACUUUCUGCAAGGAUUGAACGGGCAACCAAUAAUGGCUGCCCCUGUAUUCACAAAGAGCCUGCAGGACCUCCUUGCGUCAGAAGGCCAGCUGGUGGUGCUAGAGUGUCGUGUGAAAGGAGUGCCAUCACCCAGAGUGGAUUGGUACCAAGAAGGAAAAUUAAUUGAAGACUCUCCUGAUUUCAGGAUCCUACAGAAAAAGCCCAGAUCUCCAGCUGAAUCAGAGGAAAUAUGCACUUUGGUCAUUGCUGAGGUCUUUCCUGAAGAUUCAGGGAUGUUUACUUGUACAGCAAGCAACAAGUAUGGAACCGUGUCCAGCAGUGCAGCACUAAGGGUCAAAGGCAAUGGCAGCAACAGCAACCACAUGAGGCCUUUCAGCAGUUCAACGGUGGAGCCCAAUCAAAUCCAAGAACCUUCCUCAUCAGAUCUCACAGCUUCCACUGCCAAUGUCAAAACAGAGGUUACUGUGACCAACAGCAUCAAGCCCCACUCCAGCACCAUUCGCCUAGAUCCACUAGUCUCUAGCUCCUUGCGCCUGGACCCCUUAAACACCAGCACCUUUCAUCUGGACCCCCACAGCUCCAGCAUGUUGCGUUCAGACUCCCUGCGCACCAGCCUACCCAGUCUAGAGCCCACCAGCCUGACCAGCAGCUCCUACCUGAACUCUCGCAGUGCCAGCACCCCCAGCUUAGAUCCUCUCUACCUCCGCCAGGACCCUCCUGGAUACAGUGGAGCACGUCCAGAACCACAGAGCAGUGGACAGGUGCUCUCAUAUCCAAAACCCUUCACUGCCCCACCUGUGGUUGAGCAGGGAAUGUCCAGACCUCCACUGACAUCGCUUGACACAAGCCCCAAAGUCAAGGAGACCCCAAACCAUCAGAAUGGGACCCCCAUUGUGGUGCCCCUCCCUGACCCACCUCCUAAUUCCUGCCUGAAGACAGGCAACCAGACAAACCACAGAGAUUCUCGCUCUGGCUCCAGAGUUGGUCUGCGUGUGCACUUCAAACUGCCUGAGGAUGAGGAGGAUGAACGAAGCGACGAAUCCAGUCCGUCUGAUGAAUAUGAUGCUCAGGCAUUGCUCAGCAAAGAACCACCACCAGUGCUGGCUAAACCCAAACUGGACCCAGCUCAGCUCCAGCUUUUGCACAAUCAGGUCCUCAUGGAGCAGCAGCAGGAGACUGAACCUGUGACCCAAACCCACACCCAGACUCAGUCCCACCCGCCAUUACAGAUCCAGAUCCAGCCCGAGGUCCAAAGCUCCCAUGAUGGUCGGCUUUGGUCACCCAGAAUGCACUCUGAACCUCAUCCACCACAUUUCCAGCCCUACCUUAACACCACAACGCCCAACUCUGUGUCUCCACUGACCACAGCCCACCCUGCUCCCUCAUUGAGCUCUGCUCCAGCACUCAAUACGACCUUUUCACCCCUCAACACGUCUCCUGCUCCUCCUUCAAGCUCCCCUCCAUCUUUUCCUCAACUGAAGACCUCCUCACUGGUGACCUCUCCUCCUCCUGUGCCACAGCUCAGCACAGCUCCACCUUUCAGUUUAGCACCUGUAACCCAGAUGAACACCAUCCAUGCCUCCCACCUCAACGUGUCUCCUGCAGCUUUUGCCAGAACCACAUCCACACCCCAAUUUUGCACCCCCUCCGCGCCUAACCUCAGUACAGUCUCCACAGAUUCAACCGUGGCCUUACCAGAGAUUAUAUCUCCCGCUCCUCUGCUGAGAAGCACCCAUGCUUCCCUCAUGAACCUGUCUGCCACCUCACAAAGCUUCAUCUAUGCCCGGCCCAAAGAGUUCCUAUCCGCCCAGACCUUCUCACCAGUAAGGAGUCCCUCCCCAACAGAAUCCCCGGUCCCCCUGCUCCACGAGCUUGCCGCUGAGCUCAACUCCUCUGCAGCCAGCUCCCCAACUCUCCCACCAUUCUCCCCAACUCCCAGGAUAUUACCCACAAGGGUACUCAAGUCUCCCACCAGCCCUCCAUCCCUGGUGUCCUCACCCACGCCAGGUUCUGCGCAGUUCUUGAACAGCAUGUUCGCCAUUCGAGCCCAAUCGCCUCCCCAGGCCUCCUCUCCAACCUCCAGCAGCUCCACUCCUAGCCCCAUCCAAAACCCUGUGGCUUUCCUCAGCUCUGUCCUGCCAUCCCUGACCCCAAGUCAUCCCACCAACUCCAUGGGCCUGCCCAGGGGAGCUCCAUUAGGGCUACACAAGAAGGUACCUAAGUUGCGCCCCCCGUCAAUCGAAGACAUCCGUGAAAGCAAAGAAAUUCUCCUCCAUGACAUUGAGAAAAAGCUUCGAUUUAAAGAGGAUACUCCAAAUUUUGCACAUCAACAGAAGCUGAGUAAUGAGGGGAAAACAGCGAGCAGACCCCUUGGACCAAACAUUCCUGCUACUGUCAUUAACUAUGAUGAGGAGUACAAAGUGUCCAGUUUUGAGCAGAGACUAAUGAGUGAGAUUGAGUUCCGUUUGGAGCGAACACCAGUGGAGGAGUCGGAUGAUGAGGUGCAGCAUGAUGACGUCCCCAGGGGAAAAUGCAUUGCACCCAUAUUUGACAAGAAACUUAAGAACUUCAGAGCCAUGGAAGGCGUGCCUGUCACUUUCUCAUGUAAAGUAGUUGGAAUCCCUCUUCCAAAGGUUUACUGGUUUAAGGAUGGCAAACAGAUCUUGAGGAAAAAUGUCCAUUACAAGAAGAUAAGAGAGGGGGACGGGACCUGUGCUUUACACAUAGAGUCCACGACCAAUGAUGACGAUGGCAACUACACCAUCAUGGCAGCUAAUCCACAGGGACGAAUCAGCUGCUCGGGUCAUUUGAUAGUCCAAACAGGACCUCCCCGAAAUCGACUGACACCUAUUCACUCUCAGAGGGUGCGAGCCCGCAUACAGGAAGUUGAGAGUGAGCAAACGCAGGAGCGCUUUUUUCGGCCUCACUUCCUCCAGGCUCCGGGGGACAUGCUAGCUCAUGAGGGGAAGCUUUGCAGACUAGACUGUAAGGUGAGUGGACUUCCCAACCCAGAGCUGAUGUGGUUGGUCAAUGGGAGGCCUAUCUAUCCAGACCUUUACCAUAAGAUGCUGGUGCGAGAGAAUGGCAUCCACUCCCUAGUCAUUGACCCUCUGACGCAGAAUGAUGCUGGCACAUACACCUGCAUUGCAAGCAACAAAGCAGGGCAGAGCUCCUUCAGUCUAGAGCUUAAAGUUGUGGAAAAAGAGAUGAAGCAUCCUCCUCAGUUAUUGGAGAAGCUGCAGAACAUGGGUAUUCCUGAGGGAGCCCCUGUCAGGCUGGAGUGCCGGGUGGUGGGUAUGCCCCCUCCAGUCAUCUUCUGGAAGAAAGACAAUGACUCCAUUCCUAAAACUAAGGACAGAAUCAGCAUGCAACAAGAUGCCACAGGAUAUGUGUGUCUCCUUAUCCAGCCAACAACAAAAGACGAUGCUGGCUGGUACACGGUGUCGGCCAAAAACGAGGCUGGAAUUGUAUCCUGCACCUGCAGGCUUGACAUCUAUGCUCAGUGGCACCAGAGCAUCCCUGCACCCAUGAAGAAGGCCCCACGCACAGGCAGCCGCUACGCAGCUCUGACAGGCCAGGGGCUCGACAUCAAGUCUGCUUUCCCCACGUCAGAGACCAGCCCCAUCCUGUUCGCCAGCUCCCCUCCGGAGGUCAUGCUAGAGAGCGAGGAGCUGUGAGAGGUGCACGGUGACCCUCAGGGGGAUACGAGAAGAAUGAUUAUCUGGGCAGAUGGUCAUGUGAUUUGUGUGAUGCAUUUGAAGUGAUACAUUCAGAAUAGAGCAGCAAAGAAUUGUUGUGCCACCUGCUAGAUGUCAAAUCUAUCAGCACUGAUAGUGGGUUUGUCACCAUUCCUAUUUACUCAAGUCCUAUGAGGAGUGUUUCACAAUUCACAUACAGAAAAAUGACAGAUUUGCAAAGUCUUAGCUCAUGAGCCAUCAUUGGAGUUGAAUUUUGUUCUCUGACCGGUUUGAAUGAUUCACAUUUGUUUUUCUACAUUAUAUUUAGCUAUGAAGUUGAGGUUGUUGUUGUUGCUCAAUGUUGAUGAAACAUUAAAUUUCAAGUUUCAUUUAGUUUAACAUCUGUUCUUAAUUGUUAAAUUUUAUUCUCAAGGUGGUACUUGCACCAUUUAUUUUUAUUGAAAAGCAUAUAUACCUGUACUGGUGGUAAUAGUUUCUUUUAAACUUUAUAUAAAAAUAGUUAAAAUUAUUGUUUAUUAAUAAUCAGAGCUAGUUUAUAGUAGGUUAAUAUAUAUUUGAAUGUGCCGUUCAGAUCAGUUUAUUUAAAUGGCUCCAUCAAGGCAGGAUUAUUUAACGUUUAACUAAAUUAUUUCUUGAAAUCCAUCACUGGUUCAUGUAUUUGCACCAUGUUUUCAUGAGCAUGCAUGCUGAUGGCUGAUAGAGAUGCAGUACUAUAUAACUAAACAAACACGUGUCACAGUCAUAGUAAUAGUCUGCUGUUAGGUGAGUUUCGUUCAUGGUUUGUCGCUGAAACACUGAAACACUUUCUUUAACUUUUAUCGCUUUCAGGUGAUUUAAUUCAUCUUUGUUUUAUCUCCUCAGUUGCAUCCACAGUUCAGGAUGCCUUAUCAGAGGAAAGAGUCAGAUUAGACUAAAAACUCUUGAAAAAGUCACUUGUUUGUUUUGUGGUAAGACAGACUGCUUACACCAAAAAGUCUGUAUCCUGCAGAGGUUAUUAUUGAACUUUAAUAGAUUUUGAUUAAAAUGAAUUCAAGUCAGUUUGAAAACAUAUUAAAGAAAAGUUUGAAAGCACAUGAUGUAAAGUUGCACAUUGUAAAAUAGUUUUGUCCUUCUCAGAAUAAAGUUAUAUUUAUUCAAA